Messenger RNA from Papilio machaon (common yellow swallowtail), 40488 nucleotides. It is a transcript of the gene Kettin, whose product is annotated as titin-like. The record is from RefSeq and is a predicted model, not a curated record. Gene Ontology annotation, molecular function: protein binding. The transcript has 48 exons. Bases 287 to 40345 code for a protein of 13352 amino acids. NCBI's taxonomy places the organism in Eukaryota, Metazoa, Arthropoda, Insecta, Lepidoptera, Papilionidae.
CGCCGCUCCCCGCCGCGCGUCGCAUGCGCAGCGCCGACUCCGCCACGUUGCCACUGUCCGCUAACUAUUCGCAAUCGACCGACGUCUUGGUUGUUGGGACUUGGGUUAUAAUGACUUGACUUCUGCUAAAUGAACCCGUGGACUAGUAUAAGUUUUUCGCAGUGGCGUUUAUUUAUUUUGGGCGACCGCCGAGACGAGUUUAACGAUAAAAAACAUUAGCGUCGAGUGAGAGUUUUAUUAUAUUUUCUGUGCGUUGUGCGGCUGUGCGGCUGCGGCGCGCGGCACGAUGGAGAAGCAGUCGAGGUGGUCGGAGCAGCGGAGCGAGCAGCGCAGCGAGCAGCGGGUGGUGCAGCAGCAGGAGCGCGUGCAGCGCACCGAGCACCACUACACACACCAAAUGCUCACGCAGCAACGAAUGGAGAGCGCCGGUGAUCGCAUCCCCAUAACUGGAGGCAGACCCGGAGAGCCAUCUCCGCCGAUUUUUGAACAAAUAUUUAAAAAUGCCAGAUUCGCCCAAGGCGGCAAUGCAAAGUUCGAAGGCAAGCUUAGAGGUAAUCCUACACCAGUAGUAUCGUGGACCAGAAAGAAGGCACCGCUAGUGGAAUGCAAUAAGUAUAGUAUGAAUUACAAUGAACAGACCGGGGAUGUCUCGUUGCUUAUCAAGCAGAUUGGUCCCGGCGAUGAAGGCGAGUACACGUGUACCGCACGGAAUCAAUACGGCGAGGCAAUCUGCUCUGUAUACAUCCAACCGGAGGGUGUUUCAGUUCCAGCGCAUCAGGCUUCACAGCAACAAAGCUAUCGCCAUGUCAGCGAGAGUGUCGAGCACAAGUCUUAUGGCACACACGGGUAUUCUUCAGAACAAUCCCGCCAGACUCAAAAAGUGGCUUACACAAAUGGCACAGACUUCUCUUCGAUCGAAGAUUUCAAAGUUGAUACGUUUGAGUACAGGCUAUUAAGAGAAGUCUCAUUCCGAGAAUCGAUUACACGGCGAUAUGUUGGAGAGAGUGAUAUUCAUAUUAAUACUGAAAUCGACAAAUCUUUAGGCGGAGUCUCACCGCCAAAAAUAGGACAGAAACCAAGGAAUUCAAAACUGCAAGUUGGAACUGACGCUCAAUUCCAGGUACAACUGUCAGGCAAUCCACGACCAAGAGUGACUUGGUUCAGAAAUGGUCAGAGAAUAACUAAUUCUAACAAACAUGAAAUAAUUACAACUAAUACUCACACAACGCUUAGGGUGAGAAAUAUUCAGAAGUCUGAUGCAGGACACUACACAUUACUUGCCGAAAACCCUAAUGGAUGCAUUGUCACGUCAGCGUACCUUGCUGUCGAGUCUCCCACAGAAACUUAUGUACAGGAUCAAAAAGCACAGUAUGUUAUUGAUAGUCAAAAAUCUGCGACAGAAGAAAGUAUAGAAAUUACCGAAAAAGCUCUUGCUCCGCAAUUUGUAAGAGUCUGCCAAGAUCGUGAUGUAACAGAAGGCAAGAUGACGCGAUUCGAUUGCCGCGUCACUGGCAGACCUUACCCAGAAGUCACGUGGUUCAUUAACGAUAGACAAAUACGAGACGAUUAUAAUCAUAAGAUUUUAGUGAACGAAUCUGGAAAUCACGCUCUUAUGAUUACAAAUGUCGAUCUUAGUGAUAGUGGUGUAGUUACGUGUGUAGCGCGGAACAAAUCCGGUGAAACAUCUUUUCAAUGCAGACUUAAUGUAAUUGAAAAAGAACAAGUAGUGGCGCCCAAAUUUGUGGAAAGAUUCACCACAUUGAGUGUUCGCGAGGGCGAGCCAGUUGUACUUAACGCGCGAGCUGUCGGCACACCUACACCACGCAUCACUUGGCAGAAGGAUGGCGUAGCUAUUAUACCCAAUGCAGAGUUACGAAUUAAUACCGACGGUGGGGCCUCGACACUGGACAUUCCUCGAGCUAAGGCGUCGGAUGCGGCAUGGUAUCAGUGUACGGCCCAAAAUGUCGCAGGCUCCACCGCUACUCGGGCUAGGCUCUACGUUGAAGUGCCGAAAGAGCCUCCGCCAGAGCAAAAACGCUUACACUUACCGCGACCGACAAAAAUUAUUGACCCAGAACCUGCUCCUGGACCCGAAAUAAUAUAUUUGAGACACGUGGAAAGAGCACGCCCAUACAUUCCCCCAGGCGAAGAAGACAGAGUUUAUCCGCCACCGCAGUUUAUAAUACCUCUUAAGAGUGUGACGCAGAUGGAAGGCGGAAAAAUUCACUUUGAAACAAGAAUAGAGCCUGUGGGCGAUCCUUCCAUGAAAAUUGAAUGGUUAAGGAACGGACAAAGUAUAGAAGCUAGUUCUAGGUUUACGUCAGUAUUUCGAUUUGGAUAUAUAUCUUUGGAUAUGCUCAGUCUUAACAUUCAAGAUAGCGGGGAAUAUACAUGCCGAGCUGUCAGUGCCACUGGUGUAGCUGAAACUAAAGCAAUGCUUCACGUUACACCAAGGGCAACCAUUGAAAGGACAAGUCAACAUCCAGAAAGUUUGCAAUACAUACAACAGCUGGAAGAUUACUCAAAAUACCAGCACCAAGAAUCUAUUGAAGAACAAAUUUCUCAAAGGCCGCAGUUUAUUAGGCCUUUGCAAGAUCUUGGCGAGCUUCAAGAGGGCAGAAACGCUCAUUUUGAAGCGCAGCUUACUCCAGUAAGUGAUCCUACUAUGAGAGUUGAAUGGUACAAAGAUGGCAAACCAAUCACAGCCAGCUCGCGAAUCACGUCAAUCUUCAACUUCGGUUACGUCUCCCUUAACAUCAUGCACCUACGGGCUGAAGAUGCAGGUUCGUAUACAGUGAGGGCUGUGAAUAAACUUGGCGAAGCCAUCAGUACAGCAACUAUCAGGGUAGCAGCAAGAAGUACCGUUACUGCAGAUCUCGGCAUCCCAGAGCAAAGAAGAUAUAUCGAAAAGACUGAACAGUUGGAAGCGUAUCAACAACAACAACAUCAGAAAUAUUAUCAGGAAGUACCGGAAAGUACCCAAAGACCAGAAUUCAAGACUCCAAUAAAAGAUCAAAUAAAUGUGAAGGAAGGUGGAUUUGCUCAUUUUGAAGCUCGUUUAGAACCAGUAGGCGAUUCUACAUUAAAAGUGGAAUGGUUAAAAGAUGGACGCCCUGUUGAAGCAAGUUCAAGAAUAACUACAUUCUUUAACUUCGGAUAUGUUGCGUUAACUAUUAAAUCAGUGACAAUACAUGACGCUGGUCACUAUACAUGUAGAGCGUAUAACGCACUCGGUCAAGCGACUACAAGUGCUAAUCUCACCAUAAUAACAAAGAAAGAUAUAAUAGCAGAAUCUCAACAUCCUGGAGGCUUAGAAAAAAUUCAAUACUUGGAAGAUUCUAGCAAAUACUCAAGACGCACGGAAGAAGAGACACAAAUUAAGCAAAAGCCUCGAUUUUUGGGUCCAUUAAAAGGCACUAAUAAAAUAGUAGAAGGCCAGAGUGCUCACUUUGAAGCGAGAGUAGAGCCUCAGAGCGAUUUGACCAUGACUGUGGAAUGGUAUUUUAAUGGAAAAUUAAUUAAAUCUGCUAAUCGCAUACAAACUUAUCAUGAUUUUGGAUAUGUUGCUUUAGACAUUGCUGGAGUUAGAUCAGAAGAUACUGGAGUUUAUACUGUUGUAGCGCGUAAUGCUACCGGUGAAGCACAGUUAAGUGCAUCGAUGACUGUCGAAACCCGAUCGAGCAUCGACACAUCAAGUAUUCAUCGCGGAUUGUAUGAAAAGACUAGACAAAUCGAGGAAUCUAAAUUCGUGGAGCCAAUGUAUCAUAUUGAAGAAAUUUCUAAAUCAAAACCAGUCUUUGUUCAACCAUUGUCAGACCCACAACCGAUAUCUGAAGGUAAAAAUAUUCACUUGGAGUGCCGCUUAGAACCCAUGGGCGAUCCAACUAUGAGGGUUGAAUGGUUCCACAAUGGAAGAGCAGUUACAGUUGGAUCACGUUUCAGAACAUAUUAUGAUUUCGGUUUCGUAGCUCUAGAUAUUAUUCACGCUACAUCAGCUGAUUCAGGAGAAUACACGGUGAGAGCCGUUAAUCACUUGGGCUCUGCACACACUUCCGCAAUGGUUCGUGUAAUAGAGAGAUCAGAUGUACUUACAGAUACACAAAAUGAACAAGCCAUUGAGCAAAUCCAACAACUAGAGGAUUCUGCUCGCAGAACUAAACAAACACAAGAAGAUAUCACUGUAAUGCAAGCUCCACACUUUUCUCGGGCGUUACAUAACAUUGAAAUCAUUGAAGGAACUAAUGUUCAUUUAGAAUGCAGGUUACAACCUGUCGGUGACCCGACUAUGAGAGUUGAGUGGUUCUGUAAUGGUAGGCCAAUUAAAACGGGACAUAGGUUUAGGCCCGCCUAUGAAUUUGAUUAUGUAGCUCUCGAUCUCUUAAGUGUUUAUCCCGAAGAUUCAGGUGUGUACACUUGCCAAGCGACAAAUCAAUUAGGCGAAGCAGUAACUUCAUGUGCUUUGCGUGUAUUAGCUAAGAAAGACUUAAUUUUCGACUCUCAACAUCCCUCUGGGUUAGAAAAAAUUCAGUACCUGGAAGAUGCUUCUCGUUAUAAGAAAUCUGAAGUGAUCGAUGAAUCUUAUAAUAUUAAGCCUCGCUUUGUUACAAAACCAAAGUCCAUUGAAAACGUCAAAGAAGGACAUCACGUACAUUUCGAAUGCAAACUUGAACCAGUAACAGAUCCUAAUUUGAAGGUCGAAUGGUUUAAGAAUGGUCAACCGGUAACCAUAGGUCAUAGGUUUAGACCUAUACAUGAUUUUGGAUACGUAGCACUUGACAUCAUCGACUUGAUCGCUGAGGACUCAGGAGUUUACACGUGCAGGGCAGUAAAUCUCGUUGGAAGCGAUGAAGUUAGUUGCAAAUUAACUUGCCGUAGUACUGCCGAUAUUAUUCGCGCUACUCAAAAUGAGUCUGGUCUAGAACAGAUACAAGUUCUGGAAGAUCGCUCGAAAUAUUCAAGAACUGAUGUAGUCGAUGAAGUUACCACUCAGGCACCAAUAUUUACAACAUCUCUUAAGAAUGUUGAAAUAAAGGAAGGACAACGCGCUCAUUUCGAAUGCCGCCUUAUACCCGUUUCUGAUUCAACAAUGAAGGUUGAGUGGUAUCACAAUAACAAACCUUUGAAGAGUGGUUCAAGAUUUACUGAGACAAAUAACUUUGGUUUUGUAGCACUUGAUAUUAUGUCGUGUUUACCAGAAGACUCAGGCACUUACAAAUGUCGAGCUAUUAAUGCUUUAGGCGAGGCCGUCACUUCUGGCACCGCAAUAGUGCAUUCCAAGAAAUCUAUCUAUUUAGAGUCACAACAUGAAGGUGCUCUUCCUAGAUUAAAUCAAUUAGAAACAUCUAGACAUCAAAAAUCUACCGUACAAGAAGAAUUUACAACUCAAGCACCCGUUUUUACUACACCUAUGAGAGAUAUCAGGGUUGCAGAAAACCAGGCUGUACACUUUGAAGCUCGUCUUAUUCCUGUUGGUGAUCCUAAACUACGUGUUGAAUGGUUGAGGAAUGGUGUACCCAUAACAGCCUCUAAUCGCAUUACGACAAUGCACGAUUUUGGAUAUGUUGCGCUGAACAUGAAGUACGUGAACCCAGAAGAUUCUGGUACAUACACUUGCCGAGCUAUUAAUGACUUAGGAGAAGCUGUGACCUCUUCCACACUCUUUGUACAAUCUAAAGCAUCGCUUCAACUUGAAUCGCAACACGAGAGUGCAUUGGAGAAAAUUCAACAAUUGGAAGAUUCUUCUCGUUACCAACGCAGAGAGGAUGUGGAAGUUGCAGUCAACCAAGCACCUAGAUUCGUUACUCAUUUGAAUGGACCAACAAAACUGAUUGAAGGUCAAAGUGCUCACUAUGAAUGUCGUAUUGAACCUUAUCCAGAUCCUAAUAUGCGGGUAGAAUGGUAUUUCAAUGGAAAGGUCCUACAAAGCGGUCAUCGCUAUCGCACCGCAAAUGAUUUCGGUUUUGCGGCGCUUGAUAUACUCACAGUUUAUGGAGAAGAUUCUGGUGAAUACACCUGUAAAGUAAUCAACAAUUUAGGUCAAGCCGUAUCAUCAAUUAAAUUAAAUGUUCAAUCUAAAGAAUCAAUUAUACGAGAAACGCAACAUGAAAGUGCACUUGAAAAAAUACAAUAUUUAGAAGACGAGAGCAGAUAUAAGCGUGUCACCCACGACGAGAGUUUCAUUGCUGAGAAGCCCCAAUUUGGUAAACCAAUUAAAAAUGCUGAGGUUCCAGAAGGUCAACCAGUACAUUUAGAAGCCACUCUAACACCGGUUAAUGACCCAACAAUGCGAGUUGAAUGGUACUGUAAUGGAAAACCAAUUCAACAGGGACAUAGAUUUAAAACAACAUAUGACUUUGGAUACGUGGCAUUGGACAUUUUGUAUGCUUAUGCUGAAGAUACUGGCACAUACAUGUGUAAAGCUACCAAUGCCGUGGGUGAAGCAGUUACAACAAGCUCUGUCAGAGUAAAUGCUAAGAAGUCAUUGUAUUUGGAUACUAUGGAUGAGCAGAGACUUAAAAAGAUUCAAGAACUCGAAAAAUACGAAAGACCAAAGCCAGUAGAGGAGGAACAGCCUGGUCAAAGACCUGUCUUCUUGACAGCUUUAACAAGCCUAGAGAACCUUAAAGAAGGUGAACGGGCUCAUUUCGAAUGCAGAGUAGAACCGAUCAAUGAUCCUGAUCUCAAGAUUGAAUGGUUCCUCAAUGGACAAAAAAUUAAAACUGGCCAUAGAUUUAGAACGACACAUGAUUUUGGUUAUGUUGCUUUGGAUAUAUUAUACACAUAUAGCGAAGAUUCUGGAACAUAUAUGUGUAAAGCAACAAACAAACUUGGUGAGGCAGUUAAUACCUGCACGUUGAAGGUAGCAGGGCACAGGAACAUCAUUUUGGACACUCAACAUCCUAACGGCCUAGAGAAAAUAAGGCAGCUUGAAGCUCAAGGGCAUCCUUCUAGAAUUGAAGUAGAAGAACCUAAAAUUUCUCCACCUCGUUUUGUCACAGAGCUACGAGGAACAACUCAUGUUUAUGAAGGUCAAACUGCUCAUUUCGAAUGUCAGGUUGAGCCAGUCCAUGAUCCCAAUCUAAGAAUCGAAUUUUAUCAUAAUGGAAAAGCCCUGCAAUCUGCUUCUAGAUUCCAUAUCACUUUUGAUUUUGGUUAUGUGUCACUGGAUAUUCAACAUUGCGUACCGGAAGACGCCGGAGAGUAUUCUGUCAAAGCUAUUAAUGCUUUGGGACAGUGUACGUCCGCCAUAUCUAUGACUGUAACCGCAAAAGGUAGUAUCAUAUCGGAAUCUCAACGUCCCGAAGGAUUAGAGAAGAUUAAGGAAUUAGAGUCUGCAGAACCAUUCAAACGUCCUGAAAUCCCUGAACCGGUUACUCGGCAGCGACCUGUGUUUACUCAACCACUUCAAAACAUCGACAACAUACAAGAAGGACAAACAGCCCACUUCGACUGCAGACUUAUUCCAGUUGGUGAUCCAACACUCAAAGUUGAAUGGUUCCGUAAUGAAAAGCUUAUUGAGGAUAGCUCAAGAAUUACAAAGACUCAUGAUUUUGGUUACGUGUCUAUGACUAUAACUCAUGUGCGUGAUGAAGACGAAGGUGUAUAUAUGUGCCGAGCGUCCAACUUGUUGGGAGAAGCAGUUACCACUGCCGCUAUGAGGAUUAAAACUAAAGCAGCAAUUCAAAUGGAAACACAGCACCCCGAAGGAAUGAAGAAAAUACAGAGGUUGGAGGAACCUCAAGCUAAGAAGCAAGAAGAACCAGAACGUGAAUUUGAGAAACCUAUAUUUACACAAGUACUUACCGGCCCUUCAGAACUUUGGGAGGGUCAACAUGCUCAUUAUGAAGCACGUGUUGUACCUGUAGGUGAUCCAAGCAUGCGAUUUGAAUGGUACAUUAACGGAGUGGAACUUAAGAUGGGUUCAAGAUUCCGCACUACACAUGACUUCGGCUUCAUCACUUUAGAUAUAAAUUCAGUGGUUGCUGAAGAUGCUGGCUUGUACAUGUGCAAAGCAAUUAAUAGAGCUGGCAGUACAGUAUCUUCAACGUCACUCAAGGUGAAAACAAAAUCUACAAUUGUUGAUCAGGCUAUGAGACCUGAAGCAUGGGAACAGAUACAACUGAAAGAAGCAGCUAUGAAUAAAGUGCCUGAAAUGUUUAUUGAUACAGGAGUACAACAGGCGCCUAUUUUCACUACGCAUUUGCAAAGUUAUGAUAAACUGGUCGAAGGACAACAUGUGCAUUUAGAAGCUCAAGUAGAACCACGAACUGAUCCGAAAUUGAGAAUUGAGUGGUUUAAGAAUGGUGUUUCUUUAACUACUGGAUCUAGACUAAAGAGCACAUUUGACUUUGGCUUGGUUACUCUUUCUAUUAAUUCCUUGAGGAUUGACGAUUCUGGGAUUUACACAUGUAAAGCCACUAAUCUAAUGGGAGAAGCAGUAUCAACAGCAUCUCUUAAAAUCGAAGACAGACAUUGGUUACUUGGCGAGUCUCUUCAUCCAGAAUCAUUGGAUAGAAUCGGAGCAUUGGAACAACCUAAACCGGCAAAGCCCGAAUCUCCAGAACCUGUGUAUGAAACACCGGUAUUUAUAUCUCAUUUGAAUAACAUUAUCUGCAAAGAAGGCGAAAACAUUCAUUUUGAAUGCAAUGUAGAACCAUCGAGAGACCCUACUCUUAAAGUAGAAUGGUUCUUUAACAACAAGCCUCUACCAUCAGGAACAAGAUACAAGAGCACUCAUGAUUUUAGCUACGUGGCUUUAGACAUAACGCACACUUACGAAGAAGAUUCUGGAAUUUAUACUUGCAAAGCCACUAAUUCUAAGGGCUCAGCAACUACUUCAGGUUCCUUAAGAUGUACUGGUGAUAAGCAUAUUUACUUCGAUACCCAACAUCCUCAAGGCAAGGCAGGUCUUGAGGCGGUUGAGCAAGCUGAAGAGGCUAGGCUUGCCAAGGGUAGAAGACCGUCGUUGCCUGACACUGAAUAUCCUGCUCCAGAAUGGAUAGUUCCUAUAGCUCCGGAAAACAAUUUAGUUGAAGGCCAAGCCCUACAUUUCGAAGGCCAAGUUGAACCGAAAAAUGAUCCUAACUUAAAAUUGGAGUGGUAUUUCAAUGGAAAAGUUUUAGAGCAAGGUUCAAGAUUUAAACUGACGAAUGACUUUGGAUUUGUAACUUUAGACUUAAUUGAUGUUUAUGAAAGAGACAGUGGUAUAUACACAUGUAAAGCUUACAAUAAAAAGGGUGAGGCAUUCACGUCUUCCACUGUAUAUUGCACAAGCAAGGAAAACCUUAUUUGGAAAACUCAGCAUCCUAAAGGCGCCGAGGGAUUGGAGAAGAUUCAAAAUCUCGAAGAUUCUCUUCACAAAGAGCCAAGUGCCAAGCCAGACGACGAUACUGGAAGACCGCCUGAAUUCACAACAGUCUUCCAAGAUAUAUUUGAUAUAAGCGAAGGUCAAAUUGCACAUUAUGAAGCAUCUCUCAUCCCUACCGGAGAUCAAAGUAUGGUCAUUGAAUGGUUCUAUAAUGGAAAAUCUAUUGAAGCGAGUCAUCGAAUCCGCACUGUUUAUGCAUUUGGAAUGGUCGUUCUAGAAAUACUCGGAACAAAAGAGUCGGACUCCGGAACAUAUUCUUGCCGAGCAACCAACAAAUGGGGUCAAGCUGAAAUUAGUUGUAAAUUGGUAUGUGUUGAUAAAAGCAAAGGUCAAAAACCCCGCUUUACAACACACAUACAGAGCAUUGACGGUCUUAAAGAUGGUCAAUCAGCUCAUUUCGAGUGUACCGUUGUACCGGUUGAUGAUCCCGAUAUGAAGAUAGAGUGGUACCACAAUGGGCAGCCUUUGCGCCAUUCGACCAGAAUAAAAACAGUUUCAGAUUUCGGAUUUGUUGUUCUAGAUAUAUCAUAUACCCAAAAUCACGAUACAGGUGAAUAUGUUUGUCGAGCAUACAACAAAUACGGUGAAGACUUCACUAAAGCUACAAUCACGUGCUAUGGUAAAGGAGGAGUUUACCUGGACAGCUUACAGCCUGAUUCAUUGGCUAAGAUUAGAGAGCUUGAAAGUCUCCAAGGAGCUCAACAACAAACUCCUGCUCCAGCAUCUGCGGAGCCACCCAAGUUUAUCACACAAAUAGAAGACAUAACAAAAUUGGUCGAAGGCCAAAGCGCUCACUUCGAGGCGAGAUUAAUUCCUGUGGACGAUCCUGAUCUGAAAGUAGAAUGGUACUAUAAUGGUAAGAAGUUACCGCACGGCCAUCGGUAUAGAACUUUCCACGAUUUUGGAAUCGUGAUCUUAGACAUAUUGUAUUGCUAUGAAGAAAAUUCCGGAGUAUAUGAAUGUAUUGCCACCAAUAAGCUGGGACGAGAUUCUACGAAAGCGACACUAAAGUGUACCUCAAAGGAGAAUUUGAUCUUGGACUCGCAACUACCGCGGGGCAUGGAAGGAGGGUUAGAAAAACUGCAAACACUGGAGGAUUCAAUGAUACGCAGGAAAGAAACAACGGUUGAUGAAGAAAGAGGAAAGGCGCCUGUAUUUACAGUACCACUGUCCAAUAUUGAAAACCUAAGAGAAGGAGAGAACGCUCACUUCGAAGCACGUCUCACACCAACUGAUGAUCCCAAUUUGAAGGUGGAGUGGUAUUGGAAUGGUAAAUCUCUAAAAGCCGGUUCAAGGUUUAGAACAUUCUGUGACUUUGGUUUUGUUAUUCUUGAGAUAUCACCUACUUAUCCCGAAGAUUCUGGUGAAUAUUUAUGCAGGGCGGUCAACAAUUACGGCGAAGCUGUUACGACCGCUACUAUGAAAGUUCAAGGAAAGAGGAACAUUAUUCUUGAUUCACAACUACCUAAAGGAAUGGAAGGCACCAUUGAUAAAAUUGCUGCUCUUGAAGGAUACACUGGUACUGUGGACUCUUUAACACCAGAAGCGGAGAGCGGUAAUCCACCAGAAUUUAUUACUACGCCGUCUGAUCUUAUUUUGUCAGAGAAUUCUUCGGCUCAUUUUGAAUGUCGUCUAAUUCCUGUCAACGACUCGAGCAUGAGAGUUGAAUGGUUCCAUAAUGGAAAAGCUCUCUUAACAGGCUCAAGAGUAAAAACUAUUAACGAUUUUGGAUUCGUUAUAUUAGAAAUUGGUGGAGUUUAUCAACGCGAUGCUGGACUUUACACCUGCAAAGCUACUAACAAACAUGGAGAGGCCACCGUAUCCUGCAAACUUCAAGUGAAAGGCCGACAGGGGAUAAUACUCGAACCACAACUUCCAUCCCACUUUAAGUCGGGAACAGAGAGCAUUCAAAAAUUAGAAGAAACACUGUACAAACGUGAAGAAAUCACUGUCGAGGAUGAAAAACCAAACCCGCCAAGGUUUACAGUUGAAAUUAAAGAUAACCUCGAUGUUCCCGAAGGCGGGCCGAUACACUUCGAUUGCAGAGUCGAACCUGUAGGUGAUCCAACAAUGAGAAUUGAUUGGUUCCACAACGGUAAACCAUUUGCGACUGGUUCUAGAGUCCAUAUGCUAAAUGACUUUGGUUUCGUCGCUCUUGAUAUUGAUUAUAUUUACGCUCGUGACGCAGGCGAGUAUACUUGCCGAGCUACCAACAAAUGGGGAUCAGCAACAACAACUGCUAAGAUAACAUGCAGUACGAAACGAGACAUUGUACUAGAAUCCCAGUUACCUCAAGGUAUGAGCGGCGAGAAAAUUAAGGAAUUGGAAAGAGGUCGUAUUAGUGACGUGCCUAAAGAGGAACCUCUUAUUAACUCACCACCAAGAUUCAUAACGCAAAUACAAUCUCAUACUGUUGAGGAAUCUGAAUCCAUACGCUUUGAAUGCCGUGUGGAACCUAAGGAAGAUCCCAAAUUACGUAUCGAGUGGUACAGAAAUGGAAAACUGUUGCCAUCUGGUCAUAGAUUCCGCACUGUGUACGACAUGGGCUUUGUAUCGCUCGAUAUCUUGUAUGUAUACGCUGAGGACUCUGGCGAAUACGUUUGCCGCGCGGUCAACGACUUCGGCGAAGAUACAACUAAAGCAACUGUGUCAUGCAAAAGCCUACCCGAUAUUAUACUGCAAAAUCAAGUACCUAGGGGUAUGAAGAAGUCCGAAGCUUUAACGCAAAUGGAAGCAACAAUCAAAAAGUACACAUCUGAAGUGUUUUUGACGGAGGACGAUCUUUACGAUGCCGAUAAGAAACAACCACCGCGUUUUGUCACUCAAAUUCAGAGUCAAACUACAUUGGUUGAAAUGGAAUCAACCAAAUUCGAAUGUCAAUUGGCACCAGUUGGAGAUCCUAAUAUGAAAGUUGAAUGGUUCUUCAAUGGAAAACCGCUACUACACAAAAAUCGCUUUACACCCAUCUACGAUUUUGGUUAUGUUGCAAUGAACUUCGGGUGGGUUUACCCCGAGGAUAGCGGAGAGUACCUUUGCCGCGCAACUAAUUUGUAUGGUAUGGACGAAACUAGGGCUGUAAUUAAAACGGCUGGUAAACCCGGAAUUGUCUACGACUCACAAUUACCCAAACAUAUGAAGAGUAUUGAGAAGAUUCGUGAAAUGGAAGCAUCGUGGCAGGUAGCACCAGAACAGAAAGUGGAAGAGACUAAAGAGCGUUGUGCGCCUGUUUUCGUAAGUCGUCCCGAACCAGUGACUGUCGAAGAGGGCGAGUGGGCAAGAUUCUGCUGCCGCGUCACCGGUCAUCCUAAACCACGCGUCAUGUGGUUGAUCAAUGGAAACACCAUUGUUAAUGGUUCGAGAUACAAACUAACGUACGACGGAAUGUAUCACUUCGAUAUACCUAAAACUAGACAAUACGACACUGGUAAAAUAGAGGUUAUAGCUAGGAGCUCUGUCGGCGAGGCCGUGGCCACAACGGAAUUAAAAGUGGUACCGAGACACGAUGAUUACAGAAGUGUUCUUAAAAAUGCGCCAAGACCAGUUAUUAUAGAAGCUUGGUACGACGAAACGACACAAUAUCAACGCACUGGUACUGAAUUAGAGAAAACAUUUGAAGAAAGGCAAGUGAUGCAACGUCAAGGUGUUAUUGAUCAUAGACCUGAAUUAAAACCUAAAAUCAUCAAGGAACCAGAAACAGAAUGGCAACAAACUGUUAAAAAGAAGAAGAGCGAAGAAUAUUACAACAAGCUUCAAGAACUGGAAAACGAACAAGUUGUUAAAGAAAGCAGAAUGAGAGAAUCCUCUCAUCAAUACGCUGUUCCUGGGGAAAAGGUUACAAGCAGCUCAGUGGCAAGAUCAAUGGCCCAAAAAUAUGAAGACAAUUUAGAACAAACUGAAGAAGUAAUAGAGAAACAAGUACAAAAGAAAACCUUUAAGCCAAGGAUUCCAGAACCAUCGGAAUCUAGUGUUCACGGAAAGGAGGUGCAUGUAGCCAAACAAAAACAAAUUCAAAAGGAAGUUAUCGGCGACACUGAAAUCACCCGUAAGAUUGUAUCAACGGAAACAACUGAAGUUGAACACAAGGGACAAAUUCACGAACGGGUCGUUGAAGGGCCGGUAAAGCCUUGCACACCACCAGUUUUUACAAAGAAAAUGCAACCAUGCCGUGCGUUCGAGCAUGAACAGGCCAGGUUUGAAGUUGAAUUUGAUGGAGAUCCAUUACCUACUAUCAAAUGGUACAGAGAAAACUUCCCAAUUAAAAAUUCUCCAGAUUUCCAAAUUCACACCUUCAGUACAAAGUCUAUAUUGAUUAUUCGACAAGUUUUCGUUGAAGAUUCUGCUGUAUUCGCGGCUGUAGCUGAAAAUAGAGGCGGCACCGCUAAAUGUAGCGCUAAUUUGGUAGUUGAAGAACGUAGACGCCAGACCAGAGGUGAAACCAUACCUCCUAGUUUCACUUUAACAGCCCAAAAUGUUAACGUCACUUCGGGUCAGUUGGUACGAUUCGACACUAAAGUUACUGGAACUAAGCCAAUAGAUGUUUAUUGGCUAAAGAACGGCAAGAAAGUUCAACCAGACAUUAAAAAUAAAAUCCUAGAAGAAGACGGCACAUACACGCUUCUUAUCUUAGAAGCCUAUCCGCAAGACUCGGGUAAAUACGAAUGCGUUGCGAUCAAUAACGCUGGCGAAGCAAGAUGUGACGCCGAGUGUCUGGUAACUGCACCCGCUACCAAAGAAAAGCCAAAGCCGCAAACUAAGGUUGUUAAUUCACCUCCAGAAAUAAUUGAACCUCUUAAAGACAGAGUGGUAACUGAAGGACAAGCUAUUGAAUUUGUAUGUAAAAUAGUUGGAAAACCAAUUCCAACUGUCCAAUGGUACAAGGGUGACAAAUUGAUAAAACCUUCGAAAUACUUCCAAAUGUCUAGAACUGCUGAUGACUACACCUUGCGUAUAUCGGAAGCUUUCCCAGAAGACGAAGGCGAUUACAGAUGUGUCGCUUAUAAUUCCGCCGGAAGAGUUACUGUAUCUGGUAAACUGAAGGUGAUUCAGCCUGAUCAAGCUGAUAAUCUGCCGACACUUACAUCGCUACGUGACGUCACAGUUUACGAAGGAGAACCAGCGCAGUUCAAAACGCAUAUCACUAGCAAGAUCAAACCAACUAUUCAAUGGCUUCGGGAAGGAGCACUCAUUCCUGAGAAUCCCGAUUUUGAAAUGAUUCACGAGGGCAACAACGCUUACUUGGUCAUCUAUAACACUUACGAAGAAGACACUGGCACCUUCACGUGUCGCGCCACUACUGCCGCCGGCCAAGUUGAGACUUCGGCAAAACUAGUCGUCAAAAAAACUCAAAAACGCAGAAGCAGUAAAACAAUCAAGUAUAAAACGGAUGUCUUUGACAAAUCAGAAGAUGCGACAAUUGUUGCUAAUCAAUCUUUGUAUCAAACUACCGAAGAUAGCAAUAUACUAAAAUUGGAUCACGUUCAAGAUGUAAAUACGAAGAAAGUACAGAACGUUCCAUGGCGUAUACAAACCACUGAAGAUGUAAAUAUAAUAGGAAAAGAAUCUUUAGAAGUAAAGCAUUGGAGGAAACCCCGUCAAGAAGAAACAAAAAAACUGCAACAAUUUACUGAAGAAUCAUCAAGUAUUAUUUCUAAAACUACUAUAGAAGUUGAUGAAGACAUAGGAAAAAAAGAUAUUAAAGAAACUAAAACCCUGGAAACACGGGCAUGGAGAAAACCGAGACCCGAGAAGGUAGAAAAUAAUUUAGAAAUAAUUGAUAGAACUAAAGAAAGUGAAUCCUUUAUAGAACGAGAUAAAGACAAAGAUAUUGAAACGAGCCAGCCGAGAAAGCAAAAGCCGGCAAAUAUUGAAUCAAUCCAUUUAGAAUCAGGUAAAAUAAUUGAGGAAUCCGUAACAUCACAAAAACAACAAAAACCAAAGCCCGAAGUUUGCAAGCGAGAUGACAUAGUUCCAUGGACUCAGGAGGCAAUUAAAUUAAAACCAACAAAAGUUGAAAAAACACCGUUAACACGAGAAAAAAUGGAAGAUGUAACCCUACGACAAGUAAGAAAAGAAUCUAUCCAAACAGUAGAGACUCUUGUUAUUGAUGAAGAUUUGACAUCUGAAGAAAAUACUGUUGUUUUAAAGUUGCAUGAUACGUCUGAGGUCCCUGUUGUAAAACCGUUAACUGAAGAUAAUGAGAAACUUGAUGAAAAAGUAAAACCUAAAGAUGUUUCUUGGCGCAUUGGAAAACAAAAACAAAAAGUUGAGCAAUUAAGAAAAGAGACCGCAUCCAUUGUUGUUGAGGAUAAAUCACAGAGCCAAUUACAGCCCACGCUUAAAAAGCAAGAAACACAGGAGCGACCAGAGGCACCCUGGCGACGCGGAAUAAAACUAACUAAACAACAAGAUUCUGCAACAGAAGAAAUUUCAGUAACUCACGUUGAUAAAAACACAUUUAUUGUAGAAAAGCCAAAGGAAGGAGAUGUACCUGAGUCUGAGCAAGAAGUAAUUUUAAAAACCGAGUAUGAAGAAACAAAUUUGUCAAAAGUUCCGUGGCGUACAAGCAAGAAAUUGACCGAGGUGCAACAAGUUAAAGAAGAUGUUAUCGAGUCUACUAUACAUGCAAGAAAAGAAGACAAGAAGAAGAUACAGUCAACUAAAAUACUGCAAAAACCAGUAGAAGAAAAAGUUGAGCAAGUAAUUUUGAAACCAGUUAAGAGAACAAAAAUUGUUGAAGAAGAAAAGCCCGAAGAAGUGCAACUAAAACCAGUGAAGAUAGAAAAACAGGUAGAAGAAAACCUUAUCACUGAAACUAAAGACCAAAAGAAGAAAACAAUGGAGAAACCAACAGAAGAAAAUGUUGAGCAAGUAAUUUUGAAGCCAGUUACGAAAACGAAAAUGCCCGAAGAUGUAAAGCCCGAAGAAGUGCACCUUAAACCAGUGAAGAUAGAAAAACAGGUUACCACAGAUACCAAAGAACAGAAGAAGCCAAGAAAGGAGGAACCGGCAGAAGAGGAAGUUGAGCACCUUAUUUUGAAACCAGUCAAGAAAAUCAAAAUGCCUGAUGAGGAAAAGCCUGAAGGUGUUCAACUAAAACCAGUGGAGGUAGACAAACAGGUAGAGGAAAAAGAAAUCAUAGAAACGAAAAAACAGAAGAAGCCAAGAAUGGAGAAACCAGUAGAAGAAAAAGUUGAGCAAGUUAUUUUGAAACCAGUUAAGAGAACAAAAAUUGUUGAAGAAGAAAAGCCCGAAGAAGUGCAACUAAAACCAGUGAAGAUAGAAAAACAGGUAGAAGAAAACCUAAUCACUGAAACCAAAGACCAAAAGAAGAAAACAAUGGAGAAAACAACAGAAGAAAAUGUUGAGCAAGUCAUUUUGAAGCCACAUAUGAAAACGAAAAUGCCCGAAGAUGAAAAGCCCGAAGAAGUGCACCUUAAACCAGUGAAGAUAGAAAAACAGGUUACCACAGAUACCAAAGAACAGAAGAAGCCAAGAAAGGAGGAACCAGCAGAAGAGGAAGUUGAGCAACUUAUUUUGAAACCAGUCAAGAAAAUCAAAAUGCCUGAUGAGGAAAAGCCUGAAGAUGUUCAUCUAAAACCAGUGGAGGUAGAAAAACUGGUAGAGGAAAAAGAAAUCAUAGAAACGAAAAAACAGAAGAAGCCAAGAAUGGAGAAACCAGUAGAAGAAAAAGUUGAGCAAGUAAUUUUGAAGCCAGUUAAGAAAACAAAAAUACCUGAAGAAGAAAAGCUCAAAGAAGUGUCUCUGAAACCAGUUAGAAUAGAAAAACAGGUGGAGGAAAACGUCAUCACAGAAACCAAACAACAUAAGAAGCCAAGAAUGGAGAAACCAGUAGAAGAAAAAGUUGAGCAAGUAAUUUUGAAACCAGUUAAGAGAACAAAAAUUGUUGAAGAAGAAAAGCCCGAAGAAGUGCAACUAAAACCAGUGAAGAUAGAAAAACAGGUAGAAGAAAACCUUAUCACUGAAACCAAAGACCAAAAGAAGAAAACAAUGGAGAAACCAACAGAAGAAAAUGUUGAGCAAGUAAUUUUGAAGCCAGUUACGAAAACGAAAAUGCCCGAAGAUGAACAGCCUGAAGAAGUGCACCUUAAACCAGUGAAGAUAGAAAAACAGGUUACCACAGAUACCAAAGAACAGAAGAAGCCAAGAAAAGAGGAACCAGCAGAAGAGGAAGUUGAGCACCUUAUUUUGAAACCAGUCAAGAAAAUCAAAAUGCCUGAUGAGGAAAAACCUGAAGGUGUUCAUCUAAAACCAGUGGAGGUAGAAAAUCAGGUAGAGGAAAAAGAAAUCAUAGAAACGAAAAAACAGAAGAAGCCAAGAAUGGAGAAACCAGUAGAAGAAAAAGUUGAGCAAGUUAUUUUGAAACCAGUUAAGAGAACAAAAAUUGUUGAAGAAGAAAAGCCCGAAGAAGUGCAUCUGAAACCAGUGAAGGUAGAAAAACAGAUGGAGGAAAACGAAAACACAGAAACCAAAGAACAGAAGAAGCCAAGGAUGGAGAAACCAAUAGAAGAAAAAGUAGAGCAAGUAAUUUUGAAGCCAGUUAAGAAAACGAAAAUAACUGACGAAGAAAAACCCGAGGCAGUGCCUCUAAAGCCAGUUAAGAUAGAAAAACAGGUGGAGGAAAACGUAAUUACAGAAACCAAAGAACAGAAGAAGCCAAGUAUAGAGAAACCAUCGGAAGAAAAAGUUGAGCAAGUAAUAUUAAAGCCAGUUAAGAAAACGAAAAUGCCUGAAGAAGAAAAGCCCGAAGAAGUGUCUCUGAAACCAGUUAAGAUAGAAAAACAGGUGGAGGAAAACGUCAUCACAGAAACCAAACAACAUAAGAAGCCAAGUCUGGAGAAACCAGCAGAAGAAAAAGUUGAGCAAGUAAUUUUGAAACCAGUUAAGAGAACAAAAAUUAUUGAAGAAGAAAAGCCCGAAGAAGUGCAACUAAAACCAGUGAAGAUAGAAAAACAGGUAGAAGAAAACAUAAUCACUGAAACCAAAGCCCAAAAGAAGAAAACAGUGGAGAAACCAACAGAAGAAAAAGUUGAGCAAGUCAUUUUGAAGCCAGUUAAGAAAACCAAAAUCCCGGUAGAAGAAAAGCCCGAAGAAGUGCACCUCAAACCAGUGAGGAUUGAAAAACAGGUAGAGGAAAAUGUAAUCACUGAAACUAAAGAACAAAAGAAGCCAAGAAUGGAGAAACCAACAGAAGAAAAGGAAGAGCAAGUAAUUUUGAAACCGGUUAAGAAAUCAAAAGUGGUUGAAGAAGAAAGGCCUGAGGAAGUACAUCUUAAACCAGUAAAAAUUGACAAACCGGAAGACAAAGAUAUCGACGCAGAAACUGAGGUAAAGAAGAAGCCAGAAGAACAAAAACAAGAACAUAUUAAAGUUAAAGAAAAGAAACAAGAGAAAAUUGAAAAAGAAGCUUACGAAUAUGUACCCAGCGCAUCUGAAGAAGAUGUUCUAAGUGACGAGAAAACGAGUGACAUUGAAGAAUUCGCGCCACAAAUUGUAAAAGCUUUACCCACGGUUGUGUCUACAACUGAAGGAGAAUUUACAAGAUUGGAAGCUAAGGCUAUUGGAAUGCCUAAACCAAUUAUUAGGUGGCUGAAAAAGGGUGUGGAAAUUAAACAUUCCGAAGAAUAUCAAAUAGAGGAGUUAGAUGACGGAACAUCAAUCUUGAUGAUACCUGAAACACUUCAAAAUGACACUGGUGAAAUUACAUUUGAAGCACAUAAUCCAUUAGGGGUUAUAACAACAGUUGCAGCCUUAUCUGUUGAAAAUAUUACUGAUACAAAAGACUACAGAAAACCCGAAUGGGUAAAACAUAAAAAAGAGUUGAAAUCUUCUGUAAAGGUUGAUCAGCGACAAGUUCAGAUACUGGACGAAAAACGUUCAGACAAGACGACUACCGAAGAAUCUAAAGAGCAAGUACAAAUUGAAGAAAAUGAAAAAUCUGCAAGAAGAAGCAAAAUGGAAAAGACCAAAUUAGAUAAAAAAACUAAAGUUGAGAAAACUAUUGUUAAAAAAUCAGACGUGCAAAAAGUUGCACGAGAAGAAAUCCAAGAACACGAAUUACAUGAGGACUAUCUGAUACGUACACAUAAAGACGAGGUUGAAAUAGUACAUCCCUUAGAAGGCACUGAAUUAAACAAGCAUUAUGGCGUAACAAAGUUAGAAGAAGAUUCUCGCAUGGUUGCAGAAAUCAAUGAGCUACUUGAGGUAAUAAAUGCUAAAGAAUUUGGACCUGGAGAAUCUCCUUUGAGAGAAUUGGCUAAAAUAGGAUACAUGUUAAGAAGUGGCUUAACAAUUGAAGAAAUAGAAAGUUUAUAUGAUUCUCAAUUUUUCCCUGCUUUGCGAGUACCUCAGUCACAAUCGGCUUUGGUUAAGUUAGUUGAGCGUCAAGGCCAUAGUGCGCUUAUUACUGAAGUGCUUACUGAAGAGACUACUCAAGAUGAACAUGCAAUUGCAGCUAAAGUUGGAUUUAGAGCAUUCUUAAAAAUGGUCGAAAUGAGGCAUACCUCAGUUGAAGAGGUUAUUGCUCACUUUUAUCCCGAAGAUUUCAAGCCUCGUUCCUGGGAACAAAAGGAAGCACAUGAGGUCGUAGAGGAGUCAAAUGUUAAAAAUAUUGCAGAAGCUAAAACCAUAAAUGUUAAACAAGAUAAAUCUAGCAUUAAUAUUGAUACGACUAAAGAUGUCAAAGAAAAAGAACACGGCAAACGCAAAAAACACAUACAGACAAGUAGUCUCACUCAUGAAGAUGAUAUGAAAGAAGUAAGAAAAGAACUUCAGAAAAUGCAUCCGAUUGAAAAAAUUGACCAUUGUGUGGUUGAAGAGUCAGAUAUAUUGGAAGUGGAUAGAAUUCCUUUUCUUACAACUGUUCCGACUGAAAUAUCUGAAAACAACAUUGAAAUUAUACCAGCAAGUGAAGCCACUCAUAUAAAAAUGAGUAAGCAAGACAACUUCACAGCCAGGAUUAAGUUAGAUACAAAUUAUCCUCUCAUUAGCAAUAGUGAGCAAGUCGAAGAAAAAGAGGAAAGUUUCGAGACAAGAACAACGCAGGAGAGUUUAGCCCAAACCCAGUUUACUGAAGCAGAUUCCCUGCAGGUAACCGAGAUAGAUGUGGGUAAUUCCGUGGCAGAUUGCUUGAUAAAUAAACAAAAACGCGAAACAAAAGCUAGUGAGGGAUUAGUUACAGUAGACGGAUACAUCACAACUGAAAUUAUUGACGAAGUUUCUUCAAUAAGUGAAAUUGAAAAAUGUAUUGAUCAUAAAGAAAACGCAAAACAAACACUGUUUUUACAAGAUGCUGUCAAUAUUUCGCAGGAAGUAAGUUCAGAAAAAGAAGGUACCAUAAAAAGUCUGCCACUUACAAUGACGUAUGCUUCAGUAGGAAUUACGCCCUUGAGUGAAGUUAGUGUCACAGAAGUUGAGGAAGAGAGUAGAGAACAAAAGUUAGAAAAUCAAAGCUUAGAAAAACCAAUACAUGGCAAGGUUGAUUUUAAUUUACUGGAGUCAGUUGAAGUCGGUGAAGUUUUUAUUGAAGAUAAAUCAGGGAAAUAUUAUCCUGAGUUGAUUGUUCCUACUGAAACUGCACGAAAAGAUAUUCUUGUUUCGAAUCAAAUAUUUACCGAAUAUCAUGAUGUGCAAGAGAAAGAAGGAUUAUUAAAUGCAUUAAAAUUACCCCCCACUCAGGAGGCUAAUUUGGAUGUAAUGGUAAAAGACAGUGUUGUUGUAUCUAUGAAUGAAUUACACGAAAAGGAGGAAGAAUUGAUAGUACCUCAAAAACCCACAAUGGCAAUUGUAGAUAAAGAUUUGGAAGUACAUACUGGCUUAGAAAAUUAUCAAGUUACUGCACAUGUAAAAGAGUCCGAAUUUCCGGGUGAUUCGAUAGUGAGUAAAAAAGCAAGUGUUGGGUUUAAUGAACACCAACAUAAGUUUAAUACCGAAACAAACAUUAUUGAUUCAGAACUUAAUUUAGAAACAUCAAAAUCAUUAACUUAUGAAACAACAGCAAAUAUUUCAAUUUCUGCUUUGGAUAAUAAAAUUGUUGAGGAAAUUUAUGUAAGUGAAAAAGAGAAAGGGUUCAUAUCCAAACUAGACAAACCGACGGCUAUAGCGAACAUUGGAGUUAAAACAUUAAAACCAAUAAUAACAUCCGAGACUUUAGACAAUUUAACCGUCAGCGAAUUUUUAUCGCAGGAGAUAGGCGACAAGUCUGCAGUAGAAACAAUAUUAACACAAAAUGCAAAAGUAAUAUCCAUGCCGUUAGUACAUGAGCAGGAGUCUCCUCAAGAUUGCCGAAUUGAAAAGCCCAGAGAGUUGUCUACAGCCGUUAUUCCUAAUUUACCUCUAUCCGUCAUCGAAACCGCUGCAGUUGAAAAGGAAAGUUGUUUAGAUACAAACGCUAUCCCGAACACGAAUCAUGCUAAAACAGCAACUUCGUAUCCAUUACAAACUCCAAUUUCACAAGAAGUUACUACUGCUGAUCAGAUAGGCAUAAUAACGAGCGAAAACAAUAUUGUAGAAGAAAUUUCAGAACAACAUAGUUUACUUAAUGAAAUAACAACGUUUCAAACAAUUGCACAAGAACAAGUGCAAUUAUUGAACGAAAAGGAAUUAUGCCAAAAGACUGCAAAUUUGAACUUUAUAAGUAAGGAAAGUUUAAAUGUCACUGAAACACAAUCUUCCCUAAGGGAAGAAUAUUUUAAACCAAUAAUUCCAACAACCACUGAAGUAGCUGAGAUUGAUGUUGACGUUAUUCACAAAGUCGCUUUGAUUUCAGAAGUUAGCACAAAAGAUACCUUAAAUAAACUACUCGAUGAGAAAUUAACUUACAAAGAGGCACAAAUAACACAGAAUCUCUUGACACAGCUACAAGUUUCUGAAAGUAACGUCUUAGAAACACAAGAACCUUUUGAAGAAAAUUUUAUGCCCGAACACAAAUUUCUUAACGCAGGAGUCAUUGCUCCGCAACAGUCUUUAACUGUAUCUGAAACACUACAACAUGAAAAAGAAGGAAUUUAUGAAGACAGUGAGGUAAAAGAAGGCUUUACUGCAGCUCCUAGUAUUUCAAGUCUGCCCGUUGCCGUGUCAUCUGAACUUAUAUCUGAAAAUACGGUUGAGUUUACCAAGCAAACUCCUAAAGGUGAUAUACCGAAACAUGCUACUGUCAGCAAUGUUAGUUUUAAAGAAGUUAUUGUGAGUACCACAGAUUGCAAUGAAACGGAGCGGGCUUUAAUAACAACAAAACCGAGGUCAUACGAAGCUUCCCUUAAACUCGAUACAAACGAUGCUUUAGUAAUAGAAGAAUUUAGUCCAGAAACAAAAAGCACUGAUCUAGAAGACCAAAGUGUUCAGGUUUCAGUAAAGGCUAAACGAGAUGCAAUUCCGAUACAAGCUGCUUCACAACAAGAAAUUUUUAUACAUAAUCUUGAAGGAGUAUUACAAAAAGAACAAGUUUCAACAAAGCAACCUAUCAUUUCUAUGACAACACUUCCAGUUCCAGAAUGCGAUAUAAAUGUGUUAGUUGACAAUGAGAAUUAUUUAGCUAUGCCCAUAAGACCUGAUAAACAAAAUGCAGAUGUUUCUAUACUGGAAAAGCACGGCAUUCAAACAACUGAAAUCUUAUCACACUCAGAUAAUUUGAAAAACACAGAUGAUUUUGAAUUCGCAUAUAAAAAAGCUUUACCUAAUGUGGAAGUUUAUGGUAAAGCUGCAAACGUAGAAGAAACUGUAAUAAGCCACGGAAUAGAUGCACUAAUCGAAUCAAAGACCAGCGUUGAAGCUCCCAAUGUUGUAGCAGUGCCGUUAAAUGUUUUAAAACAAACUGAUAUUAUACCGGCAGAAAAAGAAAUUUCAUUUGUAGGAAAAGAUACAUUGCAAUCAAACGCCACACUUGACUUUACACAGUUACAAGCAAUCCAGACGAGCGUAAUUGAAAUAAGUGACAAAGAAAAAGAAUUAGAUACAUCUUCUACUUUAGAAACUAAACCUUUCUCUGUUAAAUUUGUUGCACCCUUGCAAGGGGCAAUCAAUACUGAAAUCUUGACAUCUGGAAAUGUCGAUUGUUUAAAAGAUAUGAAACCAGAUUUGAAGCAAGCCACAUUAACAUUUGAUGAAAAUCUGCAGCAAGUAGAAGGUGUGCAAGUUAUCUGUAAUGAAAAAGAAGCAGAAUUAUUACAUAAAGAAACAGGUACAACAUUACACGCUACCGAAAUGCUCGUAGAAUCUCAAGCAAAAGAAGUUCAAGAAAUACAGACGGUAGAAAAAGAAAAGGAAUUUGAAAACGAGUUUAAACCGCAUAGUAGUAACGCGGGCUAUUCUAUAAAGGAAGAGAAACAUCUGCAAAGUACUGAAGUACUAACAAAUCAAGUUAGCUUAGAACUGGAAGUGCAAAACAUAAAAUUCGAAAAAGCUUAUCCAUCGUACGAAAGUCACGAAGUUCCCCAAAAGACAGAACAAAUUUUGGGAGAAAAGGAAGAAAUAAGGGUAGAAGAAAUAACAAACUCAAUAAAAAGUAAAAGUUCUGUGAAAGGCAUAAGUUCUAUCAAUAUAACUGAAGUUAUUCCUUCUGAAAAUUUGUUACCGCUGCCUAAAAUUACGCCUAUCGGUUCAAAAAAUGUAGAACCUACAAAUAAUGUUUUGGUGCAGCCAUGUGUGAACAUAAGUGAAACGGUAGUUAGUGAAAAAGAAGAAGAGUUGCCGUCAUUUAAAGAUCACAAUAAAAAACAAGCGGAGAUAGUUCUUCCCCAAAAUGUUUACGUAAAUGUUAAAGAUCUAGUUAUAGUGGAAUCAGAAGAAAAGUUGAUUGUUGAAGGAACUCCUAAGCCGUUAUCGACAAAUGUUGCGGAAUUAGAAACAAAUAGACAUCUUAAUGUUGAAAUUCCGUUUUCAUCGGAAUCAGCAACUGUUUUAGGACCAAAAGAUAUUAGUAAAAAAGAAAGAGGUGAAAUUAAUUUUGAAUCAAUAAAACCGCUUAUUGUUAAUGAAAUUAAAGCCGAAGAAACUGAGGAAGAAUUUAAUGUUAACAUGAAGAAAAAAGAAAAACCUUUGGUUAAUAUAGAAUUGAGUGAUUCGGUUAAUGUUACAGAAGUGAUAAAACUUGAAAAGGGAAUAAAACUUAACACUGAUAAAGAAACAUUUACAAAUGCUUCUUGUAAUAUUGAACAAAGAGACAAAUACGUUACAGUCACAGAAAUAAAUGCCAAUGAGAAAGAAUAUGUAACCGAGCAAACUAACAUAUAUCAACCUAAGGAAUUCAAGGAAGUAUUUGACACACAUUCUUCCGUUAUAAUAGAAGAAGUAAUACCAAAAGAAUCUGAAGAGAAUUUAACAGACUGUAAGUUAGCAAAAGAAGAGAAAGUUACCAUCGACUUGGAUUCCCAGCACCAUAUUACGAUUACGGAUGUCGAUACAAGAGAAAAAGAACAAAAUUUAAAUAUCAAAAGCAAUCAGAUUUGCGAUAAACAAAGUGUAAAUGUUGCGGCCCUAGACCAUGUAUUUACAGUAGAAACCACAGCCUUAGAGAGUGGAUUAGGAAUUACUGAACAACCUAAAAAGCGAUACGAAAAUGCACAAAAACUGCAACUCACUUCUGAAAGUCUAAAUAAUGAGCUUACACAAGUAAUGGAUAAUGUCGACCAAAUGGAUAUUUAUCAAAAGCCAGAAGAACUGACACCCAAGUCAAGUUAUAAUGAAAUGCAACACAUACAACUGCUUGAACUAGUUACGGAAGAAACCCCUACUUCAUUAAUAACAGGUGGUCCUGUAAGUGAACAUGCGUCUUCUGUACUAGCGCCAUUGAAAGAAGUUGUUCGUUUUUCGCCACAAUCUAUUGAAAAUUUGGAAAAUUUACGUGACCAAAAUCGGGACGAAAAAAAAAUUGAUUAUGAAUAUGUGCUUAAUAAAAGUUACAUGACACUAGAAAGUACAACAGUAGAAACCUCCGAAAAUGUUAUCAUUCAAGGUACUGAGCCUAAAACUGCAGAUCAAGAACUACUGGAAAUGAAAUCAAUUGAGGGAAUUGAAAUAAUGUCGAGUGAAAAUGUUGCUGAUUUAGUUAAAUCAGAAAACGAGCAGAAACAAAUAGCAGAAGAGAAACCUAUUGUUUUGCAUGAAGUUACUAAAUGUGAACACAAUACUUUAGACAGUGUAGCUGGGAUAUAUAAUUUCUCUGUUACAAAAAGCGAUAAUGCAACAGUUGAUGUAGAAACUUAUAAAAGUUACCAGGUUUCAGAAAACACAACACACGAACAUCCUAAAACAAUUAGCAGCCAAUAUGACACAGAACCUAAACAGCUUCAAGAAAAAAUUACAGAAUUAAAGCCGGUUGAGUUAACAGAAAUUAUUUUAGGAGAAGUUGAAAACGUUUUAAUGGCUAGCAAUGUAAAUACAGUAGAGAAUAAAAUCGUAAAUAUAAUUGACUUAGAACCAAUAAGUCAAACAGAUGUGCUUGUAUAUGAAAGUGUAAAAAAUGAAAAUCCCAACGUGAGUAAAUCUGUAACUGCCGAAAAGAAUAUAACGCCAUUGACGCAUCUUCAAUGCAAUGUCAAUGUUUCCGAAUUGCAGGUGGAUGAAUUAGUCACAGAACAACCACAGACUAAAAUCACUACUGUUAAAACUACAAAUAUUUUACCUUUACAAGUAACUGAUAACACGAGCAUCCAAUCUGAAAUACCGUUAAAUGUUAAAACGCCUGAAAAACAAAAAGUCAAAGAAACUUACAACUUUUACAAUGAAAUUGAAGUGUUGGAUAAAAAUAGAGCUGAAGAAACAAAUCCUUACAAUCAAGAGUAUCCACAAGCACUCAAAACAAAUUUCACUACUGUUGAUGUCGGUCACCAUAACAUAAUGAUUACACAACAAGAUGUAUUUUUAGAGGAAAAAACCUUUGUUAACAAAGAUUCGCCAAGAUCUUCGGAUUUAGAAGAAAGUGAAGAAAUAGUAACAAAAUUCAUUCAAUCGCCUGAUAAUGGACAACCAAAACAAAUUAAGACAAAGCGAACUAUAAUAAGAAAACGAAAAACAGAGGAUGGAAAAGGUAAUGAAUCAAAUAUUGUAAUAGAAGAAAGACUAGAUGACGAUGAAAGACAAGAAUCAGAGAAAGAAGUAAAUCAUAGCGUAAAAAUAGAGGAGUAUGAAGGAGAUGAAUCAUUAGUGACAGAUACCGAUAAAAGUACAAUCGAACUACCUGAAGAAAACUUCCAAAUACCUAAGAUGCGAUCUCAAGUUCACAUUGAAGAGAUUCAAGUUGAAAGCGACUCAGACAAAUCAAUUAAAAAAGUAGUUAAAGAAAAAUAUCAGGUUAAGAAAAAGAGUAACAAAAAGGUGAAACACACAGAAGAAAUAUUUAAAGAUGAUAUCAAAGAUUUUGAUAUACCGCUUGAGACAAGAACAACUGAACUGAUCAAAGAAGAACCCGAACAAGUACAAAUAGAUGAAGUGAAAACGGAAAGUGGUGAAACUCAGAAGGUCAAGACAGUCAAACGAGUGAUCAAAAAACAAAAAGGACUCAAGAAAGAAGUAACAGAAAUAACAACGAUUGAAAAGGAAGGCGAAGAACCCGUCACUAGUGUUAUUGUGACAGAAGAAACUGCUCCAGAUUACGAAGAGAUCCCUGAGGUCCCACAAGUGGUGGAGCUUCCUGAAGAGACCAUAGAAGAGGAGGUGCCAAAUGACGAUGGUAAGCCACGUAAAAGUAAAAUAACUAAACGUACUACUCGAAAGAAACCAAUAUCAAAACACGAAACAACAGAAAUCACAUCAACACAAAUAGAUGAUAACCAACCAAUCGUUACUGAACACACAUCAGAGGAAAUACUCGAUGACACUACAUCUCCACUUGACUCGUUAUACGAAAAACAAGAAGCUGAAGUGAUCGAAGAAGAACCCGAACAAGUCCAAAUUGAUGAAGUGAAAACGGAAAGUGGUGAAACUCGGAAGAUCAAGACAGUCAAGCGAGUCAUCAAAAAGCGUAAAGGAGCUAAAAAAGAAGAAACAGUGAUAACCACUAUUGAAAAGGAAGGAGAAGAACCCGUCACUAGUGUUAUCGUGACAGAAGAAACUGCUCCAGAUUACGAAGAGAUCCCUGAGGUCCCACAAGUGGUGGAGCUUCCUGAAGAGACGAUAGAAGAGGAGGUGCCAAAUGACGAUGGUAAGCCACGUAAAAGUAAAAUAACUAAACGUACUACUCGAAAGAAACCAAUAUCAAAGAACGAAACAACAGAAAUCACAUCAACACAAAUAGAUGAUAACCAACCAAUCGUUACUGAACACACAUCAGAGGAAAUACUCGAUGACACUACAUCUCCACUUGACUCGUUAUACGAAAAACAAGAAGCUGAAGUGAUCGAAGAAGAACCUGAACAAGUCCAUAUUGAUGAAGUGAAAACGGAAAGUGGUGAAACUCGGAAGAUCAAGACAGUAAAGCGAGUCAUCAAAAAGCGUAAAGGAGCUAAAAAAGAAGAAACAGUGAUAACCACUAUUGAAAAGGAAGGAGAAGAACCCGUCACUAGUGUUAUCGUGACAGAAGAAACUGCUCCAGAUUACGAAGAGACCACUGAAGUACCAAUAGUGCUCGAGCUUCCCGAAGAGACCAUAGAAGAGGUGGAACCAACCGAUGACGGUAAACCACGUAAAACAAAAACAACACAAAUGGAUGAUAACCAACCAGUCGUCACAGUUCCCACAACAGAGAAAGUACUGGAUGAAAUAAAAUCUCCACUUGACACUUUACACGAAACGCAAACUGCUAAAGUGAUCGAAGAAGAACCCGAACAAGUACACAUAGAUGAAGUAAAACCGGAAAGUGAUGAAACUCAGAAGGUCAAGACAGUCAAACGAAUGAUCAAAAAACAAAAAGGACUCAAGAAAGAAGUUACAGAAAUAACAACGAUUGAAAAGGAAGGCGAAGAACCCGUAACUAGUGUUAUCGUGACAGAAGAAACUGCUCCAGAUUACGAAGAUAUCCCUGAGGUCCCACAAGUGGUGGAGCUUCCUGAAGAGACCAUAGAAGAGGAGGUGCCAAAUGACGAUGGUAAGCCACUUAAAAGUAAAAUAACUAAACGUACUACUCGAAAGAAACCAAUAUCAAAACACGAAAAGACAGAAAUCACAUCAACACAAAUAGAUGAUAACCAACCAAUCGUUACUGAACAUACAUCAGAGGAAAUACUCGAUGACACUACAUCUCCACUUGACUCGUUAUACGAAAAACAAGAAGCUGAAGUGAUCGAAGAAGAACCCGAACAAGUCCAAAUUGAUGAAGUGAAAACGGAAAGUGGUGAAACUCGUAAGAUCAAGACAGUCAAGCGAGUCAUCAAAAAGCGUAAAGGAGCUAAAAAAGAAAAAACAGUGAUAACCACUAUUGAAAAGGAAGGAGAAGAACCCGUCACUAGUGUUAUCGUGACAGAAGAAACUGCUCCGGAUUACGAAGAGAUCCCUGAGGUCCCACAAGUGGUGGAGCUUCCUGAAGAGACCAUAGAAGAGGAGAUGCCAAAUGACGAUGGUAAGCCACGUAAAAGUAAAAUAACUAAACGUACUACUCGAAAGAAACCAAUAUCAAAACACGAAACAACAGAAAUCACAUCAACACAAAUAGAUGAUAAUCAACCAAUCGUUACUGAACACACAUCAGAGGAAAUACUCGAUGACACUACAUCUCCACUUGACUCGUUAUACGAAAAACAAGAAGCUGAAGUGAUCGAAGAAGAACCCGAACAAGUCCAAAUUGAUGAAGUGAAAACGGAAAGUGGUGAAACUCGGAAGGUCAAAACAGUCAAGCGAGUCAUCAAAAAGCGUAAAGGAGCUAAAAAAGAAGAAACAGUGAUAACCACUAUUGAAAAGGAAGGAGAAGAACCAGUCACUAGUGUUAUCGUGACAGAAGAAACUGCUCCAGAUUACGAAGAGAUCCCUGAGGUCCCACAAGUGGUGGAGCUUCCUGAAGAGACCAUAGAAGAGGAGGUGCCAAAUGACGAUGGUAAGCCACGUAAAAGUAAAAUAACUAAACGUACUACUCGAAAGAAACCAAUAUCAAAACACGAAACAACAGAAAUCACAUCAACACAAAUAGAUGAUAACCAACCAAUCGUUACUGAACACACAUCAGAGGAAAUACUCGAUGACACUACAUCUCCAAUUGACUCGUUAUACGAAAAACAAGAAGCUGAAGUGAUCGAAGAAGAACCUGAACAAGUCCAUAUUGAUGAAGUGAAAACGGAAAGUGGUGAAACUCGGAAGAUCAAGACAGUAAAGCGAGUCAUCAAAAAGCGUACAGGAGCUAAAAAAGAAGAAACAGUGAUAACCACUAUUGAAAAGGAAGGAGAAGAACCCGUCACUAGUGUUAUCGUGACAGAAGAAACUGCUCCGGAUUACGAAGAGAUCCCUGAGGUCCCACAAGUGGUGGAGCUUCCUGAAGAGACCAUAGAAGAGGAGGUGCCAAAUGACGAUGGUAAGCCACGUAAAAGUAAAAUAACUAAACGUACUACUCGAAAGAAACCAAUAUCAAAACACGAAACAACAGAAAUCACAUCAACACAAAUAGAUGAUAACCAACCAAUCGUUACUGAACAUACAUCAGAGGAAAUACUCGAUGACACUACAUCUCCACUUGACUCGUUAUACGAAAAACAAGAAGCUGAAGUGAUCGAAGAAGAACCCGAACAAGUCCAAAUUGAUGAAGUGAAAACGGAAAGUGGUGAAACUCGGAAGGUCAAAACAGUCAAGCGAGUCAUCAAAAAGCGUAAAGGAGCUAAAAAAGAAGAAACAGUGAUAACCACUAUUGAAAAGGAAGGAGAAGAACCAGUCACUAGUGUUAUCGUGACAGAAGAAACUGCUCCAGAUUACGAAGAGAUCCCUGAGGUCCCACAAGUGGUGGAGCUUCCUGAAGAGACCAUAGAAGAGGAGAUGCCAAAUGACAAUGGUAAGCCACGUAAAAGUAAAAUAACUAAACGUACUACUCGAAAGAAACCAAUAUCAAAACACGAAACAACAGAAAUCACAUCAACACAAAUAGAUGAUAAUCAACCAAUCGUUACUGAACACACAUCAGAGGAAAUACUCGAUGACACUACAUCUCCACUUGACUCGUUAUACGAAAAACAAGAAGCUGAAGUGAUCGAAGAAGAACCCGAACAAGUCCAAAUUGAUGAAGUGAAAACGGAAAGUGGUGAAACUCGGAAGGUCAAAACAGUCAAGCGAGUCAUCAAAAAGCGUAAAGGAGCUAAAAAAGAAGAAACAGUGAUAACCACUAUUGAAAAGGAAGGAGAAGAACCAGUCACUAGUGUUAUCGUGACAGAAGAAACUGCUCCAGAUUACGAAGAGAUCCCUGAGGUCCCACAAGUGGUGGAGCUUCCUGAAGAGACCAUAGAAGAGGAGGUGCCAAAUGACGAUGGUAAGCCACGUAAAAGUAAAAUAACUAAACGUACUACUCGAAAGAAACCAAUAUCAAAACACGAAACAACAGAAAUCACAUCAACACAAAUAGAUGAUAACCAACCAAUCGUUACUGAACACACAUCAGAGGAAAUACUCGAUGACACUACAUCUCCAAUUGACUCGUUAUACGAAAAACAAGAAGCUGAAGUGAUCGAAGAAGAACCUGAACAAGUCCAUAUUGAUGAAGUGAAAACGGAAAGUGGUGAAACUCGGAAGAUCAAGACAGUAAAGCGAGUCAUCAAAAAGCGUACAGGAGCUAAAAAAGAAAAAACAGUGAUAACCACUAUUGAAAAGGAAGGAGAAGAACCCGUCACUAGUGUUAUCGUGACAGAAGAAACUGCUCCGGAUUACGAAGAGAUCCCUGAGGUCCCACAAGUGGUGGAGCUUCCUGAAGAGACCAUAGAAGAGGAGGUGCCAAAUGACGAUGGUAAGCCACGUAAAAGUAAAAUAACUAAACGUACUACUCGAAAGAAACCAAUAUCAAAACACGAAACAACAGAAAUCACAUCAACACAAAUAGAUGAUAACCAACCAAUCGUUACUGAACACACAUCAGAGGAAAUACUCGAUGACACUACAUCUCCACUUGACUCGUUAGACGAAAAACAAGAAGCUGAAGUGAUCGAAGAAGAACCCGAACAAGUCCAAAUUGAUGAAGUGAAAACGGAAAGUGGUGAAACUCGGAAGAUCAAGACAGUCAAGCGAGUCAUCAAAAAGCGUAAAGGAGCUAAAAAAGAAAAAACAGUGAUAACCACUAUUGAAAAGGAAGGAGAAGAACCCGUCACUAGUGUAAUCGUGACAGAAGAAACUGCUCCGGAUUACGAAGAGAUCCCUGAGGUCCCACAAGUGGUGGAGCUUCCUGAAGAGACCAUAGAAGAGGAGGUGCCAAAUGACUAUGGUAAGCCACGUAAAAGUAAAAUAACUAAACGUAUUACUCGAAAGAAACCAAUAUCAAAACACGAAACAACAGAAAUCACAUCAACACAAAUUGAUGAUAACCAACCAAUCGUUACUGAACACACAUCAGAGGAAAUACUCGAUGACACUACAUCUAUAUUUGACACUUUACACGACACACAAAAUGCUGAAGUGAUCGAAGAAGAACCCGAACAAGUCCAAAUUGAUGAAGUGAAAACGGAAAGUGGUGAAACUCGGAAGAUCAAGACAGUCAAGCGAGUCAUCAAAAAGCGUAAAGGAGCUAAAAAAGAAGAAACAGUGAUAACCACUAUUGAAAAGGAAGGAGAAGAACCCGUCACUAGUGUUAUCGUGACAGAAGAAACUGCUCUAGAUUACGAAGAGAUCCCUGAGGUCCCACAAGUGGUGGAACUUCCUGAAGAGACGAUAGAAGAGGAGGUGCCAAAUGACGAUGGUAAGCCACGUAAAAGUAAAAUAACCAAACGUACUUCUCGAAAGAAACCAAUUCCAAAACACGAAACAACAGAAAUCACAUCAACACAAAUUGAUGAUAACCAACCAAUCGUUACUGAACACACAUCAGAGGAAAUACUCGAUGACACUACAUCUCUAUUUGACACUUUACACGACACACAAAAUGCUGAAGUGAUCGAAGAAGAACCCGAACAAGUCCAAAUUGAUGAAGUGAAAACGGAAAGUGGUGAAACUCGGAAGAUCAAGACAGUCAAGCGAGUCAUCAAAAAGCGUAAAGGACCUAAAAAAGAAAAAACAGUGAUAACCACUAUUGAAAAGGAAGGAGAAGAACCAGUCACUAGUGUUAUCGUGAAAGAAGAAAUUGUUCCAGAUUUCGAAGAGACCCCUGAAGUACCAAUAGUGCUCGAGCUUCCCGAAGAGACCAUAGAAGAGGUGGAACCAACUGAUGACGGUAAGCCACGUAAAAUAAAAACAACACAAAUGUAUGAUGACCAACCAGUCGACACAAUUCACACAACAGAGAAAAUACUCGAUGAAACAACAUCUCCACUUGACACUAUACACGAAACACAAAAUGCUAAAGUGGUCGAUGAAGAACCCGAACAAGUACACAUAGAUGAAGAGAAACCGGAAAGUGGUGAAACUCAGAAGGUCAAGACAGUGAAACGAGUGAUCAAAAAACAAAAAGGACUCAAGAAAGAAGUAACAGAAAUAACAACGAUUGAAAAGGAAGGCGAAGAACCCGUCACUAGUGUUAUCGUGACAGAAGAAACUGCUCCAGAUUUCGAAGAGAUCCCUGAGGUCCCACAAGUUGUGGAGCUUCCUGAAGAGACCAUAGAAGAGGAUGUGCUAAAUGACGAUGAUGAGAAGUUAGAAAAAUUGCCCAUAGUUCAAGAAGACGACAACUUAAAAAAACCGUUGGAAUCAGAAUUAGAUUUACAGCCAAAAUUAGAUGCAAAGAAAUUAAUUCUUUCUAAAGUAGAACACUUUGAUGUUGAAACUCCACAACAUCCGGAAAAAAUUGAAAAUAUACAAUUUACAAAAGUAAAAUUGAAAAAAUCUAUUCAGAAACCUAAGCCAGAACCAACCUCCACUGUAACUUUACUCAAAUUCCAGCUAAAGAGCCGCAUCAAAAUAAUUGAUGACUGGCCUCCAAAGGAAUUAAAACCAAUAUUGACCAAUUUAGGAAGUAUACGACAGAAUGGAGAGAUAUCACGCAAUGUAAAAGAAGCAGCAAAGGUUAAACGAAAACCUGUCAAAAUUUCUUUAAUUCCCGAAGCAGAAAAAACUACGUUAGAGAAACCUGAUAUUUUCCCAGAUACUAUAAAGACAGAGAAAACAAAAGCAGAUGAAAACCUUAAGCCAAGUGAGAUUACAUAUGAAGAAAAUGAUGUAGAAUUAAAACAAGCAAAGCCAAAAGAGAAACCUGCCAUAGACAUGCCAGACGCUAGUGAAAAAGUUACUCCUAUCAAAAAAGAUUUAGAGGAAAAGAGUCAAAAAAUUGAUGAGCCAUUAACUUCAAUUGAAAGUGAAAAGGAAAUAACCGAUAAAAUAUUUGAUAAAAAACCAACAAAGAAACACCCUAAACUCGUUCCUCUUCAAAUAGAAAGUAAAACUUUUGAACCCAGUGAACCUCAAUUCGUAGAUAGUACUGAAGGCCCGGUAUUUAAAAAACUUAAGUUAAAAAAGACUGUUGCUCCUCUGAAGCAGGAUACUUCAUCGGUAACACUACCUAAAUUUCAAUUAAAAAGUCGUAUAAAAUUCGUAAGUGAUUGGCCUCCAACAGUCACUAAGCCAAUAAUAACCACCAUAGGAAGUAUCCGUCAAAAUGGAAUACUUUCGCGAAAUGUAAAGGAAGCUGCAAAGCUUAAAAAAGAAGUCAUCCCGACGCCUAAACUACCUGAAAUACACCAUACUCCAUUGGAGAAAACAAUGUUCGAUUCUGAAGAUAUAAAACUAAGUAUCGAAGCGAAACACGAGAAAGAAUCGACUGAGAAGAUCCAUGAUACUAUGAAUAUUGCCACUACAGAAACGGAGCCAGAGCAAUUUACAAUAAAACCUAAAAGGCCAAGUCUGAAGAAGGUACAAGAAAUAACAGAUGAAGUAACUAUUAAGAAAACAUUAAAACCUGUUCGGAAAUCGUCUAUUCCACAAGCGGAUGACGCCGAACCGGAAAUAGUAACAUUUAGACCAAAAACAACGAAAACAAAAGAGGAUGUGGAACAAGAAUUUAACAUUCAUUUAGAUUCUUAUGCUGAAGAAGAAAUCUCUAUGUCGAGUAAAGUAAAAUUAAAACCUCAACGGAUCCCUACUUUUGAUGAGGCAGCUAAUGAAACAUCAAUCCAAUUUUAUGAAGAAACAGAAGCAGAGGGAAUGGUAGAAAUCGUGGAAACUGAAGAAAACGUAAGAGAUGAAAUGGCAGAUAUUACAAUACCCUUUAAGAAACAGCCGGAAUAUAUAAAAACAAACGAAGACGAAGUAACUUCGAAAGUUUUUAAGCCAAAGACAGAGACAGAAAUAACACAAGAUGUAAAUAUAACGUUAGACAAAAAACCUAAAUACACUGUUCAUGAUCAAGAAGGCGUUACUUUUGAUGUUAAAUCUCGCACAGAAAAAGUCACUUCCGAAGACGUAUCGCUAUCCAGCAAUGUGAUUAUUAAACCAAAAAUGAAAACUACCCACGCUGAAGGGUCUGCGGAAACUUCUAUAAAAGUGACUCAAGAAUUUGAAGAUAAUAGUCAAAUAGAAGAAAUAAUAGUAAGUGAUGUAGAAUCAGAAGAAAACGUUGAAAUGGUGAUUAGACCAAGGGGAAAAAAACCAAACUAUGAAAUAAGUGAAGUAGAGGAGGUAAAUGUUGAACUCAAACCGAAAAAACCCAAGAAUGUUUUAUAUGAAGAAGAAAACCUUACAUUUUCUACUAAACGUACACCAAGAAAGCCUUUGGAAAUACAAGAAGCGGAUGUAUCGAUGAGUAUAGCUAGGGAGCAGGAAUUCCCUGAAACUCCAGUCAACGUGCGCAGGGGUGACACAGUUUUCGCCGUCUACUCGUAUGUAGCAGAAACUGACGACGCCAUAAAUCUUGUGGAGGGAGAACGAUUAUAUAUCUUAGAAACUACAAAUCAAGACUGGUGGUUUGUUCGGAAACAUCUAACUGAAGAAACAGGUUGGGUACCAGCACAAUAUCUAAUGGAUGAACCAAACUACACUUCAUAUCUACAAAAGAAACUUAAUGAAAAAAUUGAUAAGCUUCCAGUAUUUGAAAAACCUACGUCUGAAGAACAGGCAAUAGCGCCAAUAUUUGUGGAAAAGUUACGUCCUAAGCAUACUCCAGAUGGAUCUACUGUGCAGUUUGAAUGCCAAGUAGAAGGAUAUCCAAGACCGCAAAUCACUUGGUUCAGACAAACAGCUAUAAUAAAACCAUCUCAGGAUUUCCAAAUGUAUUACGAUGACGAUAAUGUUGCUACUUUAAUCAUUCGAGAAGUGUUCCCAGAAGAUGCUGGUACGUUUACUUGCGUAGCCAAAAAUGCAGCUGGUUUUGCAUCAAGUACAACUGAAUUAACUGUUGAAGCACCCUUGUCGGAUCAUGGAUCCGAAAUGACUAUUUUAUCAAGAAAAAGUCUGUCUAGGGAGUCUUCUUUGGCUGACAUAUUAGAAGGUAUUCCGCCAACAUUUUCGAAGAGACCAAAGGCCCAAUAUGUCGAGGAAGGUUCUAACAUUUUGUUGGAAUGUAGACUUGUUGCUAUUCCGGAGCCAGAUAUAGUCUGGCUAUUUAAAGGCGAAGAAGUAGUGCCUAACGAAAAUAUUUCGAUAGUGACAGAAUCAGAUAUGCAUAUGUACUGUAGCGUAUUAAAAAUAACAAAUGUAAAGAAACAUCAAGAGGGUACGUAUACAGUGGUUGCUGUAAAUAGAGAAGGUGAAGCGAAUCUACCUAUUGUACUGAAAAUAAAAACUGGCCAAAAGGAAAAACCGCAAGUUAUUGAACCUCUUAAAAACAUGUCCAUUAGAGAAGGAGAAAGUUUUGUUCUCACUGUUCAAGUAGUUGGAAAUCCGAAACCGAAAGUAACAUGGUAUAAAAAUAAUGAACCGAUAAAAUCAGACGUCUGUAAAACUGAUGGCGAUAUUCACACUAUUACAGUAAUAAAACCUAGAAAAGGAAUAAAUGAUGGAAUUUACACCCUUAAGGCUAAAAAUACAGAGGGAUCCACCCAAACUAGUGCCGUUAUUACUAUUGAAGAACCUACAGAAGAAGAUGCGGAACCGCCGUUAUUUAUUCACAGAUUCCAAGAAAUAACUGUCAACGAAAAAGGUACUAUAAAACUGUUUGCCAAAGUUACGGGAAACCCCGUUCCAACUAUAACCUGGUACAGAAAUAAUAAAGUAAUAACCCCUUCCGAUACAAUUACCCAAACAUUCGACGGUGAAAACAUCGAACUAAUUAUACGUAAUGUGGAUUCUGAAAUUGAUUCUGGUGAUUACAAAUGUGUAGCAUCAAAUAGCGCUGGUAAAGCAUCUCAUGGAGCUCGUGUUACCAUCGAUGUGGAUAAAGUGGUAUUUGUUAAAAAUCUCCAUAAAUCCUAUGAAGUAGAAGAAGGAAAACUAGUUAUUUUAGAAUGUGAAACUUCUCAUACGGUUUCUACUAAAUGGUACCACAAUAAUAAAGAGUUAAGUGGAAUGGAUCACAGGGAAAUAAUACAAGAAUCCCGAAUACAUAAACUGAAAAUUAAGAAAACUAAACUUACCGAUACUGGUAGGAUAAAAUGUAUCGUAAAAGAUCAAGAAACUAGUACACACUUAAUAGUUCAUGAAACAACUCCUGAAUUUAUUAGGAAAUUACAAGAUUUCGAAGUUAAAGAAAAAGAUGUCGCAAUCUUGGAAGUAGAAAUAAAUUCAGAAACCGCAGAUGUAUUAUGGGAAAAGGAAGGUAAAGUAAUCAAACCUAAAAAGAAUAAAUAUGAUUUUGAGAAACGAGGCAAUGUUCGAAAAUUAUUUAUCAGAAAUACUUCAGUACACGAUGAAGGGGAAUACACGUGCAUAUUACGUGAUGAUUCAUGCACUGCGGAAGUGACAGUUGUCGAGUUACCUCCCGAAAUCAUAUCACGUCUUACAGAUCAAAGAGUAAACAAAGGCAACAAGGCGACAUUCGAAAUUGAACUGACAAAGGGUGAUGCAUUAGUUCAAUGGUAUAAAGAUGACAUGGAAAUACAAUUUUCAAAUCAUAUUCAACUUACAAUUGAUGGUAAAAAACAAAAGUUAAAGAUUUAUGACUGCGAAGAGAGUGACGGUGGAAAAUACACUUGCGUUGUAGGUAAUGAUAAAUGCACAGCGACUCUGACUGUUGAAACACCAUCGAUUGAUUUCACCAUGCGUCUACCUGAAUUCAUCAUAGUCCCCGCAUAUGCAGAUGCAUAUUUAACUGUUGAAAUACCAGAUGACCAAUAUGAUGUUACUUGGUUAAGGAGAAAAAAUAAAAUUGAAGAUUCGGAAAAGUUUACCUUAAUAUCUGAUGGUAAGAAACGAACAGUUAUUAUUAGAAAAUGCUUGGAAGAAGACCAAGGUGAAUAUUCUUGUUUGUUGUUAGACGCGAUGUGUUCGACGAAGUUAAAAGUAGAAGUUACAGAAUUCUCUCCUAAAAUCUUAGACUACAUAAAGGAAUACAAAAUAAAGAAAGGAAGUGAUGUAACAAUAAGUGUCAGUUACGAAGCAGUUCCUAAACCUAAUGACGAAUGGAUUGUUAAUUCUAAGAUAAUAAAGAGGACCAAGCAUACAAAACCAUUCAUAGAUUCAAACAAUGCUAGUCUCACUAUUAAAAAAGUUGACAAUACGGAUGCAGGCAUCUAUAAACUUUGUCUAGAGAACAACUGCGGAAAAGCAGAUGUUGAUAUCAAUGUUGUCAUUACAGAUAUUCCAUCUCCGCCUGGAAAACCUAACGUAUUGGAGGUGGAUGACAGUUCUAUUAACAUAUUUUGGGAUGAACCAAAGAGCAAUGGAUUUUCGGUUGUUACUUGCUACAUUGUUGAAUAUCAAGAAAGAAAUACUUCAGAGUGGUUAUCAAUCGAGAAUAUCACGAAAACUCAAGUUUAUAUUAAAAAUUUGAAGGUUGAUACUUAUUAUCGAUUCAGAGUGUUUGCAGUUAACGAAGUCGGUGUUAGUGAAUCUUCAGAAUGCUCUGAAUUUAUUUUAAUAAAGAAAAAAGUAUCAAAACAAGCUCCCUCUGUAGAAAAACCAUUAAAAGAUGUAAUAGGAAAUCCAAACGAAGAUGUAGAACUAACUUGUAUAUUUGGAGGUAUGCCUCAACCAAAAGUUACCUGGUUUAAAGAUGGAAAGAAAAUUAUUACUUCUAAAUCUACAUAUGUCAAUAGAGUAGCAACACUUAUAAUUUCCGUGGAAGAAAAAUCUCAAGGGGAAUAUAAAUGUGUUGCUGUUAACGAUUACGGUGAAGUAGAAACAUCGUGUAUCAUAGAAGUGCAACAGAAACCUAUUAUACAUAUAACGGAAAAUGAGAGGUCACAAAAGCUUAGAGUUAAUGAUAAAUGGUCCGUAACUGCUACCAUUGAUGGUAUACCCAAACCGCAAAUUGUUUGGUAUCGAAAUGGCUCUAAGAUUGAUGAUUCAAGCGACAUCCAGAAAACAAUUAACGAUAAUGUUAGCGUGAUAAACAUCCCUAAAGUUGAACGGUUACACAGUGCAAAAUAUACAAUUGAGGCUUCUAAUAACGCUGGCUCCACUUCUUACGACGUCACCUUAAGUGUAUACGAUGUACCAAGUAAACCAGAAGGCCCUGUUGUUAUGAAGGAAAUAAGCAAAGAAUCUGUCACAAUACAAUGGAAGCCACCUUUGGACGAUGGCGGCUUAGAUAUAACAAAAUACGCAGUUGAAAAAUAUGAUCCGGAAAUGAGGCAAUGGCUUAAAGUAGCUGAUGUUGAUAAAGAAGUUACAUCUUAUUGCUUCCAAGGAUUGAAUGAAAAUAAUAGUUAUAAAUUUAGAAUAAUGGCCAUAAAUCCUAUCGGGGUCUCUGAAGCUUUGGAAAGCGAGGUGAUAGUAAUAAAGACAGCUUUGGACGUGCCAUCACCACCGUUGGGCCCGUUAGGUAUUUACGGCAUAACUAGUGAUUCUGUCACGAUAUCAUGGUCUCCAUCCGAAAGAAAUGGUGGUUCUGCUAUACUGGACUACACUGUAGAAAUCAAAGACGGCAAAAAGUGGAAACAAAUAGCUACCGUUACAAACACCACGGCUAAAAUAGAAAAACUGCGUGCAAAUGUGUCAUACAAAUUGAGAAUAUACGCUAGAAAUGAAAUUGGUGUGAGCUUACCUUACAUUCCCGAACAAGAAAUAACUAUUGGGAAAACUUUAUCUCCACCUUCUCAACCGCUAAACGUUGUGGUACGAGAAAUUACUUCGAGAUCAGUCACUCUGUCGUGGAUGGCCCCAGAGAGCGAUGGUGGCAGCGUAAUAACAAAUUACAUAAUAGAAUAUACGACAGCAAAUAGAAAAUCAUGGUCGAAAAUUAUCACAGUUAAUGGUUCAACCUAUGAACAUUGUAUUGAGAACAUUAGGGAAAAGGAAGAUCUCAUAUUCAGAAUAUCUGCAGAAAACAUAAUUGGCAUUAGUUUACCGACAGAAUCAGAAUUAGUGCAUUUGGAGAAACAUGCCACUGUACCUUCCCCACCAAUUGGACCAUUAGAAAUCAGAACAGUAGGCAAUAACAUUGUUAUGACGUCUUGGGGAACGCCGGAAUGGGACGGAGGUGCCCCUCUGUUGGGAUACAACAUAGCCAUCCGCGACGUCACAAAAACAAUGUGGAUGGAAGUUGGUAAAGUUGACAGUCAAACAUUGAAAUUCAAUAUCAAGGAUUUGAGUGAGAACCAUACCUACAUGAUAAGAAUAUACGCUCGCAACGAAAUUGGUAUCAGCGAACCGCUUGAAUCCGAUGAACCAUUUAAAGUUAUUCCUGGAGAAGACUCAUAUGCUGAUGAGGAACCGGGCGAACAAACAGAGAUGACAGAGCCGACGUCCUUCAGUACACAGACGACGACAUCGUGGCUACGCGAACACAACAUGGACGCCGACAUACGAUCUUACGCCCGUGGCUCCCUCCUGCGACGUGACGAGUAUUUCUUCAGAAUAUGGUACUACGCCAAACAACUGUUCAAGUGAAUUAAUAACGCACGUUCGAACAUUGACCUGUGAUAUUUCAGAACAAAAUUUAUUGUUCAUAUAGUUCGCGAAUAGUAAACAUUAGACUAAAAUUUGAAGAGCGUCCAUCUUGAAUUCUAUCUCGCUUAAAGUUUGUUACCAUU